AUGAACACCCGCACUCACUUGCUUUCCUCACAACCCUCAGGAGACACCGCGAAGAGAACUCCCCGCAGGGCGCACCUCCCGGAGGGAGACUCCCGCGCUCUCUCCGGGUGCGGGUGUCCCGGUGCCGGGGCGACGCUGGGUGGCCCGCCGUCCCGCGGUGCCGGCCCUGCCCGUGCCGGUGCCCGGUGCCCGGCCCUGCCCGGCGCCCGCCGCAGGGCUGGGCGCGCGUGUCUCCUGUGGAAAUCCCGGCGCCUCCACUCCGCCCGCGCGGUGUCCGUGGGCUGGGGCCGGGCGGGGAGCAGCCCCGGCCGCCGCCGCCCCGCCCGCCAUGCCGCAGCCGUAGGCAGCCGCGGCCGGUCCCAGCCCUGGCCUCCGCGGCCUCCGGGCCGAUGGGCCAGCCUGCUGAGCGGGGUCAGCUUCAAGGAGCCCACCACGGUGGAGGACUGCGUCACCUGGGAGACCGACUCGGAGCCCGAGGCGGCGGAACCGCGGCGGGCAGGAGGGGUGUGCGCCGCCGCGGAGGCGGGGAAGAGCCGGCGACCGCCCGCCGCCGACUGCCGGCCCCGGGAGCCCCCGCCGCCCCGCCGGAGGACGGGAGAUCAGGCAGAGCCGGACGCCGCCGGCCCCGAGCAGAAUGGUGAUGGAACUGAGCUGACAGCCAAGCCAAAGAGAAGCUUCUACGCAGCAAGAGAUUUAUACAAGUACCGACACCAGUACCCACAGAAUUUUAAAGAUCUUCGAUAUCAAAAUGACUUGUGCAAUCUCCGGUUUUACAAAAAUAAAAUCCCAUUUAAGCCUGACGGGGUUUAUAUUGAAGAAGUCCUAAAUAAAUGGAAAGGAGACUAUGAAAAACUGGAACAUAACCACACUUACAUACAGUGGCUUUUCCCACUGAGGGAACAAGGUCUGAACUUUUAUGCUAAAGAAUUAACUACAUAUGAAAUUGAGGAAUUCAAGAAAACAAAAGAAGCAAUUAGAAGAUUCCUUUUGGCUUACAAAAUGAUGUUGGAGUUUUUUGGAAUAAAACUAAUUGAUAAAACUGGAAAUGUAGCACGAGCUGCUAACUGGCAAGAAAGAUUUCAGCAUUUAAAUGAGUCUCAACAUAACUACUUGAGAAUCACUCGAAUUCUGAAAAGUCUUGGCGAACUUGGAUAUGAGAGUUUCAAAUCUCCCUUGGUAAAAUUUAUUCUGCAUGAAGCUCUGGUGGAAGAUACCAUUCCCAACAUAAAGCAAAGUGCUCUAGAAUAUUUUGUGUAUACUAUUAGAGACCGAAGAGAAAGAAGGAAACUGCUGAGAUUUGCCCAGCAACAUUAUACGCCCUCAGAGCAUUUUAUCUGGGGGCCUCCAAGAAAACAAAAGUCAGAGGGAAGCAAAACAAAUAAAAAGCCAGCAUCUCCAAUUUCUAUUCCCAAUAGUCAUAUUUCUAAACAUAAGAAACCCAAAGAGCCUAAGAAUACAUCAGCAAGUGGAAGCUCAGCUGGUAAAACAACUGAAGAAAAAAAGGUAGAACUCACAAAAAAUGAGGAAGAAAAUUAUCAGGAUGAACAAGAAAUGAACUCUGAUGCUGUUAGGCAGAACAGUGAAAAGAACAGUGACACUGAUACCAGUCAGCUUUCAAAAUCAGAAGAAAUUCAUGAUACUUCAGACAGAAAGGAGGAUGCUUCUCAUUCCAAAAAAGAUAAUGAAAAUCUGAACAAUGACUGUGGAAGUCACCCAGGCACUAUAGAGAAAGAUUUAUGUAACACUGAGAAUUCUUCAAAUAACACAUCAGCAGAUCUACAAGAUAACCUUGAUAAGGAUACGCUUUCAGGGGGGACCACCACAAAAACCAAGGAUGAGCUCAAAGCAUGAGUCUGAGGUUAAAAAUCAUUAUGUUUCAUAUUUAAUGAAGCAAAUUAUUCAUUGCUCCUUCAUUUUGGUUGGAAUUUCCAUCUAGUUUAGUAUAAAAUGUUGAUGAGAAUACACUUGUUGCAAAUUCAUCAGAUUAGACUUCUGUUACAUUAACAAAUUUUAUUUUUUUCAACCUCAGUUUAUCAGCAGUAAAGCAGGUGUGGCUCUUUAAAACAAUUGUGCAUAUUGAAAGCUAAGAAGUUCAUUAUCUUUUCCAGACAGAUUGCAUAGAAAAGCUUAUCUACUUUUUGCCAUUAAAUUCAUCCAGUAUUAAAAAAAAAAAAAAAAGAAGUGUAACAUUGAAAGCCUUGGAACAUCAGAAUUUUUAAAUUAGUUUUAACAUGCUUUAUGUCUUGAUUUCUGUUUAUGAGAUUACUAGAAAUUACUUCAAGAGCAUAGUUUUUACCCUAGGGUCUAUUUUUUUUAGGAAGUGUUUUCAUGUUUAAUGGCAGUAUUUGCACAGCAUCUUUUACCUUAGAUUAGCAUAUUUGUUGGAGACACAAUGAUGGAUAUUAUAUGUCAUGUCUUAUACAGCUGGGUAUCAUUGUACAUUGAAUAAAAGUUUAACUUACAGUGAAACUUUAUCCUCAGCUUUUGGGUACAGGAGAAGUUGCACUUUAGACUUCUUUUAGUCCCUGUUAAGUUCUCCCUUCUCUUGGCUCAUUUUUUACUACUAAUCUGGGGGGAGGGAUCUCUGAUCACUCAGAUUUGGUCUCAUUUUGAAAGCUGUCGAUCAGCUGUAAUAAAACAACUCCCCCAGUUGGGUUCAGCACCUGGAAAGCCUCUAACAGCUGAAAAGCAAAGCAGUGUCUUCACCACAAAGCACUGCCUAAUCAGCAAAACCAUCAGAGAAAAUGUCAUCAGGCUUGUUAGGUUGGGUCUUACCUUAACUUGGAUGUUUCUUGGCCAGUUUUGGGUAAGGUCUGAACAAUGCUGAGUCCCCUAUUGCUGAUCUGAGAGAGAAAGGCAGUCCUGAUGCUUCCUUCCAGCUGUCUGUUUCCUCCUUUUUGCUAUCUUAAGUCUUUCACAGUUUAAUGUUAUUUCAGUCAUCAGUGGAAACCUGAAGCAGGCCAAUCUUCUGGUCUGGCUGGAGCCCAGCAAGCAGGAAUUUCUCAGUGAAGAUGUUUCUCAACUUUAUUUUACUGAAGAACUGUCUGGUUUCUCUGAGUAGCUGCUUCUGAUUUCCUACCAUUCAGUCAAACAAGAUAGUGCCCAGCAAAUUAAUUGUGCAGAAUACUAAUAAAAAAAUAAUGCAGGUGGAAUUUACACUUCCUACAGUUCUAAAAUAUUCUAAAACUUCUGUAUCUAUUUUCUAUUUAAAAGUCUAUGUGUUAUCCACUGCCUUUAAUAUAUUUCUGAUGAAAUGUUAUGAGGCAGGAGGCUGACUGCAGUUUGAGUGUCAGAGUGCUACGGGACUUUAUUCAGGUCUUAUAACUCAAAAUGGUGAAGUUUUCAGGGGUUUCAGAGCAUAGACAAAAAGUCUUGUACUUUUCUGUUUUGCUAAUGCCCAUCAUGGUGGUGCAUCAUCCAUUGGUUUCCCUGGGUAGCAUUGGUUCUUGGGAUCAAAUAGAGUGGCGGUUAGGGGUCUUGAUACUCAUGGACAAAGAUUAGGAUCUUUCCAUCCCAAAGAAGCAGGGAAGAGGGAAAAUGUAUCUCUCCUUCUGUGCUGACUUGUGAGGAAAAGAACUUACAUACAUGGGAUUUUUUUCUGAGGUUAACCCAGAUCACUCCGGUAGGCAUUAGGUCUGUCUGAGCAGAAAUGCCUCAAAGAAUUCCUCCUGCAGCCACCACCUUUUUAAAGCUGGAAGGAUCCUGAGAAGGCUUUCACAAUUCCCUGGACUUGAACUGGGAUACCCAUGUUCAUGUUCACCUCUGACCUUCAGAACAGAAGGGGGCAGGAAAUAAAACUGUGAUAAAACUGGUCUGCAUAGUUAAGGAUGCUGCCCCCCCGUGUAUCCACAGGGAGGACACUUCACGUUCUGACUGUGACUUUUUCAGUCUUGAGUGCCUAACCAUGCAAACUUCAUAGCAUUGUUUUUACACAGUUGUUUCUUGAAUGGCAUAGGGAAGAUUUAUACCCUGUGUAUAAGGAACAUAACUAUUACAUAAGUAGUUAUACAGAGCCUUCAAUUUACGGACUUUAGUAUUAAUGCUAAACACUUUACAGAAAAUUAAUAGUGUUCAGGGGAAAUAAGGGAUGCCAGGGCUGUUAUUAUAUUUAUACUGUAAUUUGAUUGAACAUCAAUGACCUCAGUAGAUCUUGUAUCUACUGAACAAAAAAAAGAGAAAUCUUACUCUGAUCUAAAACAAAGUUCUAGAAAUGUGCAUCCAGAAGAUUUCUCUGCAGUGCACUAUUCCAUUAUUGUGGCACAGCUCUCACCUAUACAUGCUUACUGGUUCACCAUUCCUAAUUAAGUACUUAAAAUACUUUUAAUCUGGCAGAGAUGCCUGCAUUAAGGGACCAGUGUAUUUGAAAAUGUAGUCAAGAACUUUGGUACUUACAUCCUUAUUAACUCUGCAGUUUUUAAUUUAUUUUUUUAAAACCCACAACUCAGUAUGUUUCAGUUUUCAUGAAAGAGUAGUGGCAUAUCAGUUACCUACAAAGAACCAUGGGGACUGUGCAAGUGAGGGAUUUUUUGUGUCAGGUGGGCUCCUGCCCUCCUUAAUCCUUGUUUUACAGUGUUAUCAACUGAAUUGCUUCUAUGGGACACUUCAACUUUAAUUAACAAAUUCUGCUCUAUGUAAAAUGUGAUGGUUUACCGUUAUUUUCAUAGAGGAAUAGUUUCUUCUGAUUUUGCAAACGUUGAAGGAUUCAUUGCAGGGCAAUCGUACAGCAUAGCAUCCUCUUGAGAUUUGUGAGGAUGAGGUGGGUGCACUGUAUGCAUUUCUUUACAGAAUCAUGGCCUUAGCAACCAUAGCACCCCAUGCUUGAAGUUCUGAGUAUUGGUUUUCAGGUUUACAUUAUAAUAUGUGUUGAAAUGAUUGUAUUCUUAUAAGCACCAGUACUUAGUUAUUUAAUAAUUACUUCAGGAACUGAGGGUGUGCAAAGAAAGUCAGGUCAUUUGCUCAUUGUUAAACUUUUUCUCUUGCUAUAUGCUUAAGUAUUCAGGGAUUUCUGUGUCCUUACUACAGUAAUGUGUUUUGGCCCAGUGUUUGCCUAGAAUCUGAACUAUUCGUAUAUUAGUUGAACAGAACCUCCCAAUAAGUCCAUCUGAGUAGUCUUUCGUGCUGUUAAAUAGGAGUAGUGUGUAUAUGCACACACCUGUGAAUAUGAUUCUAAGUAUCCUAUGGUGAGGGGAUAUGAAUGUGCAACUUGAAUAAAUAUUACUGACUACACAGAUGCAAUUGAAGGCGAUCGUACAAAUCACACAAAAAUAUUGCACUUUAAGAUUAGUUACAGCUCUGUGCCCUACUAUCCCCGAUGCAACUGUGCCUCAGUACCUGAUACUGUGUUGGUGUAGAGACUGAAAGCUUGGGUACGUGAGAUGUGCAGCACAGACCAUUCAGAUCAGAAGAGUUACUUGUGUGCACACAUCUAGGAGCAGAUCUGAGAUCUUGGUGUUCGUAUUGCUUGCAUAAAAUCCUGAAGGAUGCUAAAAAUAUUUGCAGUAAGCCUUUGAGAGCUGUUCUGUGGCUUGGGCUAGCUCCUCAGUUUCCCACUCUAAGAUUGCAGCACUCUAAUGUAUUAGGUCUCUGUAUAAAUCAUAGUUAAUAUUUGAUAUAAUCUAGUAUAAACCUCCUUGAAUUAUUCCAGGAUAAUUCUAAUAAUGUGCAGUUUCAUAUAGCUGUACUAUAACCAGAAAGUUUACAGACCUUUUGAAGUUUUGUAUAUGUUGAUGGAUGAUCCAAUAAGGUAAGUCAAGGAACAUUUACUGGAUUUAAAUGGAAAACAGCUUGUUUGUUUUUAAAUAAAAUUUAUGUAUAUCUGUUUAAUAGAGAGUAGGGGUUUUGCACCUUUUUUUUUUCUGAUAGUUGUGACAGUACUCAUCACAAGUUAUAGUAAGUUACGUAUGUUUAAGUGAAAAUGUAACUUUUAUUACACCGUAGUUUUACAGGUAACAUAUCAUAUUGAAUUUCCUUGAAAAAAGCUGUAUUUAUUAAUAAGAUGCAGGUAUGUGAAGUAAGGUUCGCCAUUAAAAAAUUGUGACAGUAUCAUGCAGAUCAAUGUUAGGAUUGAUAUUGUCCUAGGAACUACCAGUAUGGAUCAGAACCAGAGAUGUUUCUAGCCCUGUGUGCUGCCUCCAGCAAUGGCCCAACAGAUGGUGUGAAAUAAAGAAAAGAUAAGGUGACCCCGUUUUUCUCCAGGAAUUUUUCUGGUUUUGAACUCAUGGUUUCUUUCAGCCUCUGCAAUCCCUUGUGUCUGUGAGUUUUAUGUUUUAAAAAUAUUUUGUGUGGAGAAAGUGAUUUCUUGUUUGUCUCAGAUCUGUUUAUUCAAUAACUGCUACUGCAUUUGAGCACAGUACUAAAGGUACUGUAAGAUGAACAGUAAUCCACUUCAAGUCAGUUUUUAAAUGCUGCGAGAUAUUCUAAUGACAAAAUACUUUCUUAGGCAUAAAAUGUCCCGUGUUUCUUCUGUCCUUUGGCAGAAGAUGCCUGCCUAAACAGAAAUUUGUCCCAAGCUGAUGAAAAUAUUACCUUACGUGUCCCUUCUGAAUAAAUUUUUACAAAUAAAUCUUUUUGUAUGAAGUACUAAAAGUCAUAUUCCAACCGUGGAACAGGGUUGGGUUUUUUUUUUCCUUUUCAGUGUAAAAGCAAAAUCUGUUAAAGGGAAAACCCAUUCCUAGCCAGCAACUGACUGAGGUACCUCUGGAUUUGGAGACACCAGCAUCAAUGAGUCUAACAUUGUGGUCAUGUAGAACAUGGAAGUACUGUCUAGGUUUGCUGAGAACCAUACUCAUUAUUCCACAUUUUGGUAAUUGUUUUGAUACGUGUCCCCAGAUCCAACUGCAAUUGAAGUAACUGCUAAAAAGGUAAUUUUGAUGGCCAUCAAAGUCUGAAAAUGGAAGAUAGGUCAAAAAGGCCUAAGCAUGGACAACCCCCCCUCCAUUCACAUCAUGGUCAAAAACAUAUAUUCACUAUUAACGGAUAUUUAAUGGAGUUCUCCAAGGGGAAUGUAAAUUGUGUUUCUGUAAUAUGUCUGUGCUCUGUAUUGCCCAUGAACUGUUUCUUUUCCUGAAAGCUGUGUUCCUUUUUCAGCCUGUGUUCUUGAGUAUACUUACUUAAGACCAUUGGAGAAAGCAAGAAUUUCUUUUAAAGAAUAGGUUUAGUAUAUGCCAUAUAGGUUUAAUAUAUGCCAUACCUAGUGGACUCCUAAAAAGUAGUUCAAAAGUUAUAGAGAUCAAUUUAAUAGAGACCUCCUGUGGCUUUACACUUGUAAUGACCUUUAUUUUUGUUUACAAAAGCAUUAAGCUGUUUGCUAUAAAAUAAAAAAUUGCAAGAAUUGGCAAAUUGUUCUGAAAGAAUUCUCUUCUUAGAAACUUGGCACCUUUUAAUUUUACCAUGUUUACAAGUUUAAUGGCGUAUUCAUCACCUGAAGUUUAUUGUGAAAUAUACUGAAUGUACUUACUACUGUGGCUAGCCAUGUGAAAAUUAUUGUUUUGCAGUAAAAAAGGUUAUGGCAUUUAUAUUUUUGGGAUCUGCUCAAGCAUGUUUGCUAAUCAUUAGUUGCUUUUUUUUUUCUGUGUUUUAACGUAUUCCAUGGUUGUUUGCCCUUUAUGCGGUUUGCUUUUGACAACAGGUGAUUAGGUGUAGUUUUGCACUGAUAAAAUUCGAAAAUAUUGUAGAUUUCAUUGUUCAAAUGCAUUCUAAGAAAGAAGUGCAGUAAAAAGAAAAAAGCCAAAGCCCAACAAUUUUUACUUGCAAAAUGGAACAGCUAUAUGUUAGUUUCUAUGAAUGGUCCUGCUCUCUUCUCUGUAUUCCUUUGCAAUGUUUAAUUACAGAAUGCCGUGCAUGUUUGGUAGUACCAAUACCAUAUGUAUGUGGUAGGAGUGGUAACCAGUUUCUGGAUUUGUAAUGCACUAUAAAGAUAUAUUUUAUAAUUCUGUAAAUGUAUGGCAGUGUUAUGCCAAAAAAAAUUGUAUAAACAUAAGAAGCAAUAGUUUAUGUUGCUUACUGCUGUAUUUUAAAUUGUUUGUAAAAUGAAAUACUUGGAUUUCCUUUCAGGUAAAUAUAUUUUUAAUAACAGCAGCCAAAAACUCUGAACUAAUAAAGCUUUUUCAUUUAGCAGCAUUGUUUUAGCAACAUGUACAAAUAUUGUGUAGCUCAAAUAAUGUGUAAUUGCUGUUCAGUGCUUGUUUGUAUAGUCUUCUGUAAAUAUAUUAACACUUAAAAUUAGGGCAUUAAAGGCUCUGGUCCUCCUU
Molecule: messenger RNA, 8249 nt
Organism: Manacus vitellinus (golden-collared manakin)
Lineage: Eukaryota; Metazoa; Chordata; Aves; Passeriformes; Pipridae
Gene: OGFRL1
Product: opioid growth factor receptor like 1
Cellular component (GO): membrane
Molecular function (GO): opioid growth factor receptor activity
Source: RefSeq, a predicted model, not a curated record